This is a messenger RNA of Galendromus occidentalis (western predatory mite), 1774 nucleotides long. It is a transcript of the gene TyrRS, whose product is annotated as Tyrosyl-tRNA synthetase. Gene Ontology annotation, cellular component: cytoplasm. Gene Ontology annotation, molecular function: tyrosine-tRNA ligase activity; tRNA binding; ATP binding. NCBI's taxonomy places the organism in Eukaryota, Metazoa, Arthropoda, Arachnida, Mesostigmata, Phytoseiidae. Gene Ontology annotation, biological process: tyrosyl-tRNA aminoacylation. The record is from RefSeq and is a predicted model, not a curated record. The transcript has 8 exons. The coding region runs from base 143 to 1720 and encodes 525 amino acids.
CGGCGGCGGCGACUGCUCUUUCACCAUAACUAGUGCUGGCCCGAAGAUACCCAACCCGAAAAGGUCUCUGACGAAGAUCAUCGAUUAGUCGGCGUAGUUUAGGGUUUCCAUCUGGUCACGGUUUCAUCAUCCACCAUCGACAAUGGGCUCUUCGGGGGUCGCGAUGUCGGUCGAUGAAAAAUACGCGCUGAUCACCCGCAACCUCCAAGAAGUCUUAGGGGAGGAGCGCAUAAAAGAUAUCCUGAAAGAGCGAGACCUGAAGAUUUACUGGGGGACCGCCACGACUGGAAAGCCUCAUGUGGCGUACUUCGUCGCGAUGACCAAAAUCGCCGACUUCCUAAGAGCUGGGUGUGAGGUGACUGUGCUCUUCGCUGAUCUCCAUGCUUAUCUGGACAACAUGAAGGCUCCAUGGGAGUUGUUAGAACAUCGAGUGAAAUACUAUGAGGCUGUGAUCAAGGCUAUGUUGGAAUCUAUCGGCGUACCUCUCGACAAACUGAAAUUCGUUCGUGGCAGUACUUAUCAGCUCCAGAGAGACUUCUCCCUAGAUGUAUAUCGACUUGUUUCAAUGGUGACAGAACAUGAUGCGAAGAAAGCCGGGGCCGAAGUAGUCAAACAGGUGGAGCACCCACUCCUGUCCGCAAUGCUCUAUCCACUUCUUCAGGGACUCGAUGAAGAAUAUCUGAAAGUUGACGCUCAGUUCGGAGGGGUCGAUCAACGGAAAAUUUUCACAUUUUCGGAAAAAUACCUCCCCGCUCUGGGCUAUGUGAAACGGAGUCAUCUCAUGAAUCCUAUGGUUCCCGGUCUGGCCGGAGGCAAGAUGUCGUCAUCAGAAGAGGAUUCCAAAAUCGACUUGCUCGACUCGGCUGCUAACGUGAAGAAGAAACUUAAGAAAGCCUUCUGCGAACCGGGCAACAUAGACGACAAUGGUCUCACUGCGUUCGUUAAACAUGUGCUUUUCCCCAUUUAUGAUGGAAAGAAUGUCGUCCUGCACAGAAACCCAGAAAAUGGAGGUGACAUCACUUACGAAAAUUACGACGCCCUUGAGAAAGACUUCGCGGACUUGAAGUUGCAUCCCGCAGAUUUGAAAGGAUUUGUCGAGGGGGAAAUCAACAAGCUCUUAGAACCUAUCCGCAAGAAAUUUGAGACCUGUCCUGAAAUGGCGAAAAUUUGCAAAGACGCAUACCCACCGCCAAGCAAGAACGCACCCGCCGCAGAGGAAACGAGCCCCUCUUUGCUUGAUAUCCGCGUCGGAAAAAUCGUCGAGAUCGAUAAUCAUCCCGACGCCGAUGGACUUUUCGUGGAGAAAAUCGACCUCGGAGAGCUGCAACCUCGAACAGUUGUGUCGGGCCUGCGAGGGAAAGUGGAACGUGACGUCCUGCUGAACUCUCUCGUUAUCGUUCUCUGCAAUCUGAAACCGGCGAAAAUGCGCGGUGUAGAGAGCAAAGGGAUGGUGCUCUGUGCAAGCACCCCGGAUAAGGUCGAGGUGCUACGCCCACCGACAGACGCCAAGGUUGGCGAUCGUGUUCUCAUUGAAGGUUACGAAACUCUACCUCCUGGUGGAAUUCCUGACGUAUUGAAUCCUAAAAAGAAGCAUUGGGAAAAGCUCUCUGUCGAUAUGAAAGUUUCGAGCUCUCUAACGGCUGAAUACGGCGGUAAUGCUUUCUUGGUCAACGGAAACCCUGUGACCGCAGAAAGCCUCAAGGGAGCUCCGAUUCGAUGAAUGCGCACUCCUUCUCAGGGUUUCAGGUAUUUAAUAAACUUACUCGCACCGGAA